AUGGAUGGUAGGGCGUGGGGUGUCUGCAUCCUCUGCUUACUGAGCCCGUUACCCAUGGUGCUGGGCCACGUGCAACCAGAGUGUGACUUCCUCACCCAGCUGAGAGAGGAGGAGGAUGCCUGUCUUGGGGCGGCCGAGGAGAUGCCCAACACCACCCUGGGCUGCCCUUGGACCUGGGAUGGGCUGCUCUGCUGGCCUAUGGCAGACUCUGGCGAGUGGGUGACUCUCCCCUGCCCAGAGUUCUUCUCUCACUUCAGCCCAGAGCCAGGGUCCGUGAAGCGGGAUUGUACCAUCACGGGCUGGUCAGAGCCCUUCCCACCUUACCCUGUGGCCUGCCCUGUGCCCCUGGAGCUGCUGACUGAGGAGAAAUCUUACUUCUCCACCGUGAAGAUCAUCUACACCCUGGGCCACAGCAUCUCCAGCGUGGCCCUCUUUGUGGCCAUCGCCAUCCUGGUGGCUCUCAGGAGGCUCCACUGUCCCCGGAACUACAUCCACACCCAGCUGUUCGCCACUUUUAUCCUCAAGGCGGGAGCUGUGUUCCUGAAGGAUGCCGCCCUCUUUCACGGCGAGAACACUGACCACUGCAGCUUCUCCACUGUUCUGUGCAAGGUCUCUGUGGCCACCUCCCAUUUCGCCACCAUGACCAACUUCAGCUGGCUGUUGGCAGAAGCUGUCUACCUGACCUGGCUCUUGGCCUCCACAUCCCCCAGCACAAAGCGAGCCUUCUGGGGGCUGGUUCUUGCCGGCUGGGGGCUUCCCCUGCUCUUCACUGGCACGUGGGUGGGUUGCAAGUUGGCCUUCGAGGAUGUUGCGUGCUGGGACCUGGACAACAGCUCCCCCUACUGGUGGAUCAUCAAAGGGCCCAUCGUCCUGUCUGUUGGGGUGAACUUUGGGCUGUUUCUCAAUAUCAUCCGCAUCCUGCUGAGGAAACUGGAGCCAGCUCAGGGCAGCCUUCACACCCAGCCUCAGUACUGGCGGCUCUCCAAGUCCACCCUUCUCCUCAUCCCGUUGUUUGGAAUUCACUACAUCAUCUUCAACUUCCUGCCUGAUAGUGCCGGCCUCGGCGUUCGCCUGCCCCUGGAGCUGGGCCUGGGCUCCUUCCAGGGCUUCAUUGUUGCCAUCCUGUACUGCUUCCUCAACCAAGAGGUAAGGGCUGAGAUCUCACGGAGAUGGCACGGCCAUGACCCUGAGCUUCUGCCAGCCCGGAGGACCCACGCCAAGUGGACGAUGCCUUCUCGCUCGGGGGUAAAGGUGCUGACAUCUGUGUGCUAG
Messenger RNA from Equus quagga, 1272 nucleotides. It is a transcript of the gene GHRHR, whose product is annotated as growth hormone releasing hormone receptor. The transcript has 13 exons. Gene Ontology annotation, cellular component: plasma membrane. The record is from RefSeq and is a predicted model, not a curated record. Gene Ontology annotation, molecular function: growth hormone-releasing hormone receptor activity; peptide hormone binding; G protein-coupled peptide receptor activity. Bases 1 to 1272 code for a protein of 423 amino acids. Lineage: Eukaryota; Metazoa; Chordata; Mammalia; Perissodactyla; Equidae. Gene Ontology annotation, biological process: cell surface receptor signaling pathway; adenylate cyclase-activating G protein-coupled receptor signaling pathway; positive regulation of cell population proliferation.